AAAUGCUUUUCGCCCAUUUUCCUUCGUUUUCCUAUAACCAAACACUCCUUAGCUAACACCAACACCAACAUAUAAGAUGCAAUGAGUGGCCCGAUUAUCCAGGGGGAAUGCAAGUGAUAUAGACAGAACCAUACGCACCAAUUCCCUCCUGUCUUGAACCAUAACAAGCGUCAAGAACAGCCUAGAAAAGAAAAAUCAUGUAGAAGCAUUUAAUUUGCAAAGGUCUGGAGGUGGGUGUCUCAGGAAAACAUUGUUCUCUCCGUUUCAUCUGGGUUUCGUUCGAAGGUUGUUGAAUCUCAAUAAUGGAGAGUGACAAAUACUCUAAGGAAAUGGAUAUAGCCGUUAGAGUGGUUCACAUGGCGUGCUCUCUGUGUCAGAUGGUGCAAAAGGGGCUGGUUUCUACUGGCAGUGACCAAGUUAAAUCCAAGGACGACGAUUCUCCUGUGACUGUCGCAGAUUGGAGUGUCCAAGCAACUGUUAGCUGGAUACUGUCAGAAAUUUUGGGCAGUCAGAAUGUCUCCAUUGUUGCCGAAGAAGAUGUCAAAACUCUUUCCAAGGCUGAUUCAGCAGAUUUGUUGGCAGCUGUGGUGAACACUGUGAAUAAAUGCUUGGCAGAUGCACCCAAGUAUGGUCUUCAGAGACCAGACAAAGUCCUUGGGACUCUACAGAUUCUAGAGGCCAUCGGUCGAUGCAACUCAACUGGGGGCCCCACGGGAAGACAUUGGAUACUUGACCCGGUUGAUGGCACACUAGGGUUUGUACGGAAGGAUCAGUAUGCCAUAGCUUUAGCCUUGAUGGAGGAUGGACAAGUUGUUCUAGGCAUUCUUGGAUGCCCCAAUUAUCCUAUGAAGAAAGAGUGGUUAAAUUUUCAUCAUGAACACUAUCAAAAUAUGUCCCAAUUGUCUCCACCCAGUUUAGAUUCAUGGGAAGAAGGAUGUGUUAUGUAUGCAAGAAGAGGCAGUGGUGAGGCAUGGAUGCAACCAUUAGUCCAUGGAGAUAAGAAGCUUGAAUGGCCAAACUCUGCUAGACGGAUUCAUGUUUCAUCUAUUGAUGAUCCGUCAUUGGCAACAUUUUGUGAGUCGGUAGAGAAGGCAAAUUCAAACCAUUCCUUCACGGCAGGGGUUGCUCAUAGUGUAGGCCUCAGAAAGCAGCCCUUGCGUGUUUACAGCAUGGUGAAAUAUGCAGCCAUAGCUCGGGGAGAUGCUGAGAUAUUUAUGAAGUUUGCAAGAUCUGGGUAUAAAGAGAAGAUAUGGGAUCAUGCUGCUGGUGUUGUCAUUGUAGAAGAAGCCGGUGGUGUGGUUACUGAUGCUGGAGGGCGCCCCUUGGACUUUUCAAAGGGAGUGUUCUUAGAAGGUCUUGACCGGGGAAUAGUUGCCUGCUCUGCCAAAUUGCAUGAGAAAAUCAUCGGGGCUGUUUAUGCUAGCUGGGAUUCCUCUAAUUUAUGAGACUUCCAUAUCAUGCCAGUGCACUGUGGAGUCAUUAAAUUUGGACUUUUGCAGGAAGUUGAUCGACAGGUUGACAAGUAUGAGAACUCUGUCCAAGUUGGUUUGAGAUCAGGGCUAGCAGAUUGCCGAAAAGGGAUGCUUAUGGAGGUCACCCGGAUGUACUCAAAUUUGACAAUGCUCCAUAAUGUUUCUCCAUGUCUAGCAAAAUUGACAAAAUUGACACAUUGCUUUGGGGAAAUGAGCCAUGACCAAGUAUAAGUUUUACGGUAAAAGAAGUAUAUUUACACAUUUACCUGAUCUAAAUAAAACAAUGAUGACUCAUUUAGUAUAGAUUUCCAUUUCAAUUAUGUUUGAUUUUUGAAGAAAGAUCUUAGUUCAAGAAUGUAUUAUUGAUAUGACUUUACCGCCUGAACAGGAAAAUGUUUGAUAAAUAGAAAGUCAAAAUUAUUAGAUA
Molecule: messenger RNA, 1899 nt
Organism: Carya illinoinensis
Lineage: Eukaryota; Viridiplantae; Streptophyta; Magnoliopsida; Fagales; Juglandaceae
Product: PAP-specific phosphatase HAL2-like
Exons: 5
Coding region: 303-1445 (380 amino acids)
Biological process (GO): sulfate assimilation; phosphatidylinositol phosphate biosynthetic process
Molecular function (GO): 3'(2'),5'-bisphosphate nucleotidase activity
Source: RefSeq, a predicted model, not a curated record